Molecule: messenger RNA, 2484 nt
Organism: Ceratotherium simum simum (southern white rhinoceros)
Lineage: Eukaryota; Metazoa; Chordata; Mammalia; Perissodactyla; Rhinocerotidae
Source: RefSeq, a predicted model, not a curated record
UCCCCAGCCAAAGCCGGAGGCUGCUGCGCGGGGCGGGUCCAGCCCCCCUCCGGUGCCCGCGCCGUGCCCUGCAUCCCCAGAGUCUGGCUCAGCCCACGGCGGCGCGGCAGGGACCCUGGGAGCCGGCCACGUACCCAGCCAGCCCUCCGCUGCCUUGUCUCCGCCUCCCCUCCCGGGACAGCGGCCACCAUGUUCUCGUGCGUGAAGUCCUACGAAGACCAGGACUACUCAGCCCUGAAGCGGGCCUGCCUGCGCAGGAAGGUGCUCUUCGAGGACCCCACCUUCCCGGCCACCGAUGACUCGCUGUACUAUAAGGACGCCCCAGGGCCCGCCGUCAGGUGGAAGCGGCCCAAGGACAUCUGCGAGGACCCCCGCCUCUUUGUGGACGGCAUCAGCUCCCACGACCUGCACCAGGGCCAGGUGGGCAACUGCUGGUUUGUGGCGGCCUGCUCAUCUCUCGCUUCCCGUGAGCCACUGUGGCAGAAGGUCAUCCCAGACUGGAAGGAGCAGGAGUGGGACCCCGAGAAGCCUGACGCCUAUGCGGGCAUCUUCCACUUCCAGUUCUGGCGCUUUGGGGAGUGGCUGGACGUGGUGAUCGACGACCGGCUGCCCACGGUCAACAACCAGCUCAUCUACUGCCACUCUAGCUCUCGCAACGAGUUCUGGUGUGCCCUGGUGGAGAAGGCCUAUGCCAAGCUGUCGGGCUGUUACCAGGCCCUCGAUGGAGGCAACACAGCGGACGCACUGGUGGACUUCACAGGUGGUGUUUCUGAGCCCAUCGACCUGACCGAGGGUGACUUCAUCAAUGACGAGGCCAAGAGGAACCAGCUCUUUGAGCGUGUGUUGAAGGUGCACAGCCGGGGAGGCCUCAUCAGCGCCUCCAUCAAGGCAGUGACAGCGGCAGACAUGGAGGCCCGCCUGGCGUGCGGCCUGGUGAAGGGCCACGCGUACGCCAUCACCGAUGUGCGCAAGGUGCGCCUGGGCCACGGCCUGCUGGCCUUCUUCAAGUCGGAGAAGCUGGACAUGAUCCGCCUGCGCAACCCCUGGGGCGAGCGGGAGUGGAACGGGCCCUGGAGCGACACCUCAGAGGAGUGGCAGAAGGUCAGCAAGAGUGAGCGGGAGAAGAUGGGCGUGACGGUGCAGGACGACGGUGAGUUCUGGAUGACCUUCGAGGACGUGUGCCGGUACUUCACCGACAUCAUCAAGUGUCGCCUGAUCAACACGUCUUACCUGAGCAUCCACAAGACGUGGGAGGAGGUCCAGCUGCGUGGCGCCUGGACGCAGCACGAGGACCCGCAGCAGAACCGCAGCGGGGGCUGCAUCAACCACAAGGACACCUUCUUCCAGAACCCGCAGUACAUCUUUGAUGUCAAGAAGCCAGAAGAUGAAGUGCUGAUAUGCGUCCAGCAGCGGCCGAGACAGUCCACCCGCCGGGACGGCAAGGGCGAAAAUCUGGCCAUUGGCUUCGACAUCUACAAGGUGGAGGAAAACCGCCAGUACCGCAUGCACAGCCUGCAGCAAAGGGCCGCCAGCUCCAUCUACAUCAACUCGCGCAGCGUCUUCCUGCGCACGGAGCAGCCCGAGGGCCGCUACGUCAUCAUCCCCACCACCUUCGAGCCAGGCCAUGCUGGCGAGUUCCUGCUCCGAGUCUUCACUGACGUGCCCUCCAACUGCCGGGAGCUGCGCCUGGACGAGCCCCCUCGCUCCUGCUGGAGCUCCCUGUGCGGCUACCCCCAGCUGGUGACUCAGGUGCACGUCCUGGGGGCUGCUGGUCUCAAGGAGUCCUCGUCAGGGCCAAACUCUUACGUGAUCAUCAAGUGUGAGGGGAACAAAGUCCGCUCGGCUAUGCAGAAGGGCACCUCGACCCCCGAGUACAACGUGAAAGGCAUCUUCUACCGCAAGAAGCCAGGCCAGCUCAUCACUGUUCAGAUCUGGAACCACCGACUCUUGAAGGACGAGUUCCUGGGCCAGGUGCACCUGAAGGCUGAUCCAGACGACCUCCAGGCCCUGCACACCCUCCGGCUCCAAGACCGCAACAGCGACCUGCCGGGCACCAUUGCUGUGCACGUACUCAGCAGUGCCUCUCUUAGGGCCAUCUGAUGCCUGCCCGCCUAUCUGGCCCUCACAGUUCUCACCGCCACCUGCAUGUCCCCAACCAGUUCGGGGACUACCCUGGGAGCCAGGACGCUGGGGUCCUUUGCCCAGCUUUUCUACUGACUUGCUGUGUGACCUGGGGAGGUCUCUGCACCUCUCUGGGCCUCAGUGUCCCGAGGACCCCAAGGCAUCCCCUUCUCAUGGAGGAGUCUUCUUGCCUGAGAUUUAAAAUAGCCCUCCUUACCCCAACUGUCACUACUGCUAAGGGACUCUAUCCGUUGAAAACAUUUUCCGAAGGCCCUGCUGUCUGCCGACGGAGUGCCAAGAAGAUGUCACUUGUUUACACACAAACUGCCACAUCCCCCAGCCCCACUCUUGCCCCAGUGUCCC